AUGGCCACGCUUUACGACUAUAUCGCCGCCAUGGCGGGUGCAAUCGCGUCGCAGAAGUCGGCGCUAUUCACAGGGCUCCUAACCAUCAAUCCGGGCGCCGAGAAGGGCCCGCAAAGAGCCGCCUUCAGUGACCCCAGUGAUAUCGAUCUCUAUGUGUUGCCAGAGAAGUUCCAUGCGGUGGUGCGGGCCUAUCUCAAGGCCAUGAGGUCGAUCUAUGUUGCGAGUGACCUCAAGACGUCGUUCGUGCACUUGAACGAGUUGUUGGUGUGUUUGAAUCGGGCCGCCGAGUCUCAGACCAAUUGGAUCUGUCCGGCGCUUAUAAAUUGCAGCGACGAGCUCAUUUCCGUGUACCAGGUGCGCGAGAAGCAGUUUCCGCACGAAAGUUCCGAUGUUGGCGGUGUAGACGGCUCGCAGGAGUCGCCGUUGGAGGUGGUGGCUUCGACCAUCAAUAAGGCAUUCAAGGUGUGUCUCACCGAUAAACUGUUGGAGCCUAAGCUCUCCAAGAAACAGAGCAUUCAUUUUUUCCUUGCCGCGCUCCUCAAGCUCUACUUCAAGUUGGAUAAGUUGGAGUUGGCCAAAUCCGUCGAGAAGGCGCUCGCGGCCACGGGCCACGCCUCGCCAACGCCGCAAAACACCCAGGUCCAGUAUCGCAAGUAUGCGGUGACGUACUUGUACUAUAGCGCGCUUCUUUCGCUCAACGACUCUGAUUUUGGUGCCGCAGAGAACAAGCUAGAUACGGCCAUGGUGUUCUUGAGGUGCUACAAAAAGCCGGCGGUGGUGGCCAAGCAGACGGAGCGCAUCUUGAUGUUGUUGGUGCCGUUGAAGAUGAGGAGUUCGCGCGUGUCGUUGGCGCGCAGGGAGUGGAAGAAGUAUCCGUCAUUGAAGCUCGUAUACCACGACCAUCUCUGGCCCGCGGUCCGUUCGGGCAACGUGCAGCAGUUCGAUUUCUGGACGGCGAAGCUUCUGAAGGUGUUUCUCAAGCGCUACAUCUACGUGCUCAUGCUCAAUCUCCGCAACUUGUGUAUCCUUCGGUUGUUUGAACACACCCACCGCUUGUUCGGUGGUUUGGAGAGUAAAACGCCGCACAUUGUGCCUUUUACUGUGUUCCAGCGUGCGCUCAGCCAGUCGCGCGCCGAGAGUGUUGAGAGCGUGGACUUGGGCGAGAUCGAGUGUCUUCUCGCCAACUAUAUCCACAAACGGCAGAUCAAGGGCUACCUUUCGCACGGCAACGGAUGCAUUGUUUUUUCCAAGACCGAGCCGUUUCCAAAGAUAUGA
Messenger RNA from Australozyma saopauloensis, 1275 nucleotides. RefSeq lists its product as uncharacterized. NCBI's taxonomy places the organism in Eukaryota, Fungi, Ascomycota, Pichiomycetes, Serinales, Metschnikowiaceae. Gene Ontology annotation, molecular function: RNA binding; double-stranded DNA binding. The record is from RefSeq and is a predicted model, not a curated record. The transcript has a single exon. The coding region runs from base 1 to 1275 and encodes 424 amino acids. Gene Ontology annotation, biological process: poly(A)+ mRNA export from nucleus.